AUGUCGUCCCUUUUGAACGCUACCGUCCUGGCAACCGCUGCCACCGUGGUUCCCGACUCACAGUUCGUGUUCAACGCCACGGAUUACGGCGUGUUCGCCCUGGUGCUGAGCAUCUCUGCCGCCAUUGGAGUUUAUUUCGGAUUCUUUGCCAAGGGCGAGGACACCACGGAGGAGUACCUGAUGGGCAGCAAGCGGAUGAAGACGAUUCCCAUCGCUAUUUCGCUGGUGGCCAGUCAACUGUCGGCGAUCUCCAUAAUGACCAUUCCGGCAGAAAUGUACGCCUACGGAAUCAACUGGUUUUUCAACGUGGUUUGCAUGGUGGCUGUGGUUCCGCUUCUGAAUUACGUGGUGAUCCCGGUUUUCUACAACAAUAACAUCACAAACUGCUAUGAGUACUUGGAGAUGCGCUUUUCCCGGAAGGUGCGAGUGCUGCAGACCUUCAUCUUCAUAUUGACGAUGUUUUUCAUGCUCCCGAUCUUCAUCUUCCUGCCCUCCCUGGCCUUUGCACAGGUGACUGGAUAUAAUGUGCACCUUAUCAACACCGUUGUGUGCAGCAUCUGCGUCUUCUACACCAUGUUCGGAGGUAUCAAGGCUGUGGUGUGGACCGAUGUUAUCCAGGCAGCCAUUAUGGUUGCUUCCGUGGUCCUAGUGGGCGUGAUGGGCGCCCACCGAGUGGGAGGCUUCUUUGAAGUGCUGCGCAUUGCCGGGGAAGGUGGACGCUUGGAUAUCAACUACAACUUCGACCUGACCACGCGCUCUACCAUCUGGAACAUAUUCACAUCGGCGACUAUGAUGUGGACGGGUUACGUGGGCCUGAACCAGAGCUGCGUGCAGCGAAUCGUGUCCCUGCCUUCACUGGGCCACGCCAGAAGAUCGCUGGUGCUCUUUGGCUUCGGGUUUAUCCUGAUCAUGUUCUUCAACUGCUUCACAGGCAUUCUGAUUUACUCCCGCUUCCACGACUGCGAUCCCAUCCAAUCUGGUCAUGUCUCUAAGGUGGACAAGAUGGUUCCGUACUUCGUGCAGGAUACCGUAGGUAGCUUGUGGGGCAUGCCAGGUGUGUUUAUUUCCUGCGUGUUCAGCGCUGCCCUUAGCACGGUUUCCGCCAGCAUCAAUUCCCUGGGAGGAGUUGUCUACUUCGACUACAUCAAGCCACACAUUCGACACACGGAGCACCGGGCCAACGUGAUUAUGAAACUGAUCGUUUUCUUCACCGGAAUCUACUGCAUCUUGGGUGGGUUGGUUGUUGAGAACUUCAACUCCAUUCUGCAAGUGAUGUAUUCCAUUGGAGGCAUGAGCUUUGGCUCGACGUAUGGCGUUUUUAUGCUGGGAAUGCUGGUGCCAAAAUCACAUGGCAGGGCCGCUUUAGUUGGAGUUCUCGCUAGCAUUGCUUGUAUGACCACCAUUGUGAUUUUGAGCUGGGGACGCAAUCACUAUGACACCCUGCCCACGAGCACAUCCGCUUGUCCAGCCUCCCUAAACGGAACCAUAACGGAUAUCAGCACAGCUUCACCUCUGAUCCUUGGUUCCACCACAGAAGCCCCUGUGGGGGACAAGGGAUUCAGCAUCCUGGACCUCUCCUUUAACUGGUACGCGGUCACAGGCUUCGUCAUCACCUGGCUGUUAGGUAUUCCGCUGAGUUACAUCCUGAAGUCUGGGCCCGAUUACAAGCUGAACCCUAAGCUCCUGUCUCCAGUGGUGCAGCCGUUCGCCCAUUACAAGCUGACGCCGUCGGAUGAACCCAACCAGAUAAACCUAGAGAAACCCGAAAAGGUCUGAAAUUCGAAUCGGAACUUAGCAUUAAGAUAUGCUUAUAAGCAGGAUAACCUCACUAACUGUUAGCAAUAUCAAGAUAGAUUAUAAAGCUCUAUGUUUCUAAAAUGCUA
Messenger RNA from Drosophila sechellia, 1883 nucleotides. RefSeq names its product Sodium-dependent multivitamin transporter (gene Smvt). Gene Ontology annotation, cellular component: membrane. NCBI's taxonomy places the organism in Eukaryota, Metazoa, Arthropoda, Insecta, Diptera, Drosophilidae. The coding region runs from base 1 to 1776 and encodes 591 amino acids. The record is from RefSeq and is a predicted model, not a curated record. Gene Ontology annotation, biological process: sodium ion transport; transmembrane transport. The transcript has 4 exons. Gene Ontology annotation, molecular function: symporter activity.